Molecule: messenger RNA, 3294 nt
Organism: Parnassius apollo (apollo)
Lineage: Eukaryota; Metazoa; Arthropoda; Insecta; Lepidoptera; Papilionidae
Source: the annotation of a GenBank genome assembly
AUGCAUCGUCUUUUUACUGAGCUGGAGCCAUCUAUUACUGUCACCGAGCAAAACCUGGCAGACCGAGUUCGGUAUAUCUUACGCUCAAAUAUAUUUGAUGGCGCCGAACUCGAACGGCUACGACGUGAGGCUGUUCCCUCAUCAAAUGAAAACGCUACGACUGAGGGUGCGGUGCCACAAGUUGCAGAACAACCCGCACACGUGGAUGCCGCCGAGAAUACCCCAGUGGUUGCUGAUUCAAAUGAUGAUGGAACAUUCACCCAGGAACUAGAAAUAGAGCAAAUGAGGAGUACAUUGGAAGAGGCGAUUAUGGAAACGCGCAGUACGCCUCUCGAAAAUCGACCGCGACUUCCCCGCAUAGCCCUAAGCAAGCGGAAUCGGGCUGUCGUGAGGGCUCUGAACCCAAUGCUGGUGACCUAUUUGGAAGCCAGCCGGGACCUUUGCGAGACGGACUCAAUUCUCUUUGGCGCCGCACUGGCAGUCUGCCGUAUUAUAGGCGCCAAACUUUCCACGGCUGGACGCACUACUGGACAAAGUAGUGCUAUCCCAGCCUGGAGAACAAGAAUUGAAGAACGUAUCGCAAAGGCUAGGGCCCUCAUCGGCAGACUGAUAUGCUUCAGGUCAGGCAAUACCAGGCCAAGGAUUGUGCGCACCGUCAGGAUGGCGUUUGCUGGGACAAAUGUUAGUUUGUCCCAGCCGGAUAUAAUGCAAAAACUGACGGAGCGCAUAGACGACCUGAAGCAGAGAAUCGCUGCUUGGGGAAAGCGAAUUCGGCGAUAUACCGAGAGGUCGACACGGUUCAACCAGAAUCGUCUCUUCCAGAGUGAUCAGAAGAGGCUCUAUAAAUCAUUGGAGCGACCAAUGGUAAGUGGAACGGGCCCAGUACCGAAUCAGGCCGACACGGUCGCAUUCUGGCGCAGCCUGUGGUCAGAGCCCGUAAACCACAACGAGGGCCCUUGGACGGAAGUUGUGGCGAGUCAGUGUGCGGGUAUUACGCCCAUGGACCCCGUCACCAUAACGCCGGAUGACGUAGCUGAGGCGGUCCGUAGGGCCCCGAACUGGAAAAGUCCGGGACUCGACGGGCUGCAUCACUACUGGCUGAAGGGGUUCAUGGUGUGUCACUCUGUGCUCGCCCGACAGUUUCAAGAGGCUCUCAACCAGAAGUCGCUCCCGAGCCUCUUCACUACUGGGAUCACCCAUUUGGUUCCUAAAGGCCAGGGUACCACAGACCCGAGCAAGGCGAAAGGGGGAGAAACUGGAGGUUUUGCGUAUCGGGCAAGGAUGCAUCGACUUUUUGCUGAGCUGGAGCCAUCUGUAACCGUCACCGAGCAAAACCUGGCAGACCGAGUUCGGUAUAUCUUGCGCUCAAAUACAUUUGAUGUCACCGAACUCGAACGGCUACGACGUGAGGCUGUUCCUUCAUCGGGUGAAAAUGCUGCGGCUGAGGAUGCGGCGCCACAACUUGCUGAGCAAACGGCAAAUGUGGAUGCCGCCGUGAAUACGCCAGUUGUGGUUGAUUCAAACGAUGAUGGAACAGUCGCCCAGGAACUGGAACUAGAGCAAAUGAGGAGUACAUUGGAAGAGGCGAUUGUGGAAACGCGCAGUACGACUCUCGAAAAUCGACCGCGACUUCCCCGCUUAGCCCUAAGCAAGCGGAAUCGGGCUGUCGUGAGGGCUCUGAACCCAAUGCUGGUUACCUAUUUGGAAGCCAGCCGGGACCUUUGCGAUACGGACUCAAUUCUUUUUGGCGCCGCACUGGCAGUCUGCCGUAUUAUAGGUGCCAAACUUUCCACGGCUGGACGCGCUACUGGACAAAGUAGUGCUAUCCCAGCCUGGAGAAUAAGAAUUGAAGAACGUAUCGCAAAGGCUAGGGCCCUCAUCGGCAGACUGAUAUGCUUCAGGUCAGGCAAUACCAGGCCAAGGAUUGUGCGCACCGUCAGGAUGGCGUUUGCUGGGACAAAUGUUAGUUUGUCCCAGCCGGAUAUAAUGCAAAAACUGACGGAGCGCAUAGACGACCUGAAGCAAAGAAUAGCUGCUUGGGGAAAGCGGAUUCGGCGAUAUACCGAGAGGUCGACACGGUUCAACCAGAAUCGUCUCUUCCAGAGUGAUCAGAAGAGGCUCUAUAAAUCAUUGGAGCGACCAAUAGUAAGUGGAACGGGCCCUGCACCAAAUCAGGCCGACAUGGUCGCAUUCUGGCGCAGCCUGUGGUCAGAGCCCGUAAACCACAACGAGGGCCCUUGGACGGAAGUUGUGGCGAGUCAGUGUGCGAGUAUUACGCCCAUGGACCCCGUCAUCAUAACGCCGGAUGACGUAGCUGAGGCGGUCCGUAGGGCCCCGAACUGGAAAAGUCCGGGGCUUGACGGGCUGCAUCACUACUGGCUGAAGGGGUUCAUGCCGGAUAUCACGCAAAAACUAACGGAGCGCAUAGAUGACCUGAAGCAAAAAAUCGCUGCUUGGGGGAAGCGGAUUCGACAAUUUAGCGAGAGGUCAAGGCGGUUCAACCAGAAUCGUCUCUUCCAGAGUGAUCAGAAGAGGCUCUAUAAAUCAUUGGAGCGAUCAGAGGUAUCUGGAGCGGGCCCAGGACCGGAUCAGGCUGAUACUGUCGCAUUUUGGCGUGGCCUGUGGUCAGAGCCCGUAAACCACAGCGAGGGCCCUUGGAUGGAAGUUGUGGCGAGCCAGAGUGCAAGUGUUACGCCUAUGGACCCCGUCACCAUAACGCCUGAAGACGUGCCUGAGGCGGUCCGUAGGGCCCCGAACUGGAAAAGUCCGGGGCUCGACGGGCUGCAUCAUUACUGGCUGAAGGGGUUCGUAGUGUGUCACGCUGUGCUCGCCCGACAGUUUCAAGAGGCUCUCGAUCAGAAGUCGCUCCCGAGCCUCUUCACUACUGGGAUCACUCAUUUAGUUCCUAAAGAUCAGGAUACCACAGACCCGAGCAAAUACCGCCCCAUCACGUGUCUACCCACCAUAUUCUAUAAUGUGAAUAGCCGUCUUCUUGAUCUCGUCUUGUCAACAACUGAAAAAGUGCUCGUAACAUCUACUGAGCCUUUUACUCGAAUAGAUUCACAUCACCCUCCACUGAAAAUUGUAUUAAUGGAAAAUUUUAAAUUUAAAAAAAUGAAACGUGCACAACCAAUAAGAUACAACUACCGCAAAUGUAAUUAUCCUGAUUUAAAAGAGGAUCUAGCAACUGUUGAUUGGUCUAACUUAUUAAUUGAACUGGAUAUAAACGAGGCUGUCGAUAAAUUUUACUCUGUUGAAAAAGUUAAUUGCAAAACACACACCGCUUGUAAGUAA